UCAAAUAUAUCUACGGAUCAAAUUGAUUUUUUAUUACGUGGCUUUUUUUCCAUUCCAGCAGUAGAUCCAAUCCAAGAGAUCCAAGCAAGACAAGAUCAUCACCACUGAUGCCGCUGCAAAGCACCAUAACACCAUCGUCUUCUCUUCCAAAGACUCUGCCCUGUGUACGUGUACAAUAAUUUCACAGACCGAUCCAAACCAGAAGCUUCAAUGGCGUCGAGAAGAAGGGAAUAGAGACCGUUGGAUUCGCUAUUUGCAGACGCACUAGUUUAGUUCGUCGUCUAGUCUUCGUCUUCGCAUGACCAAAUCAAAUGGACGUGGAGAAAUCGUCGUUGUGCAAUUGCGUGGUGAACUUUCUUCUCGAAGAGAAUUACUUGUUAACUGCAUUCGAACUUCUUCAUGAGCUUCUCGACGAUGGUCUCGACGAUCACGCCAUUCGCCUCAAAGAGUUCUUCUCCGAUCCCUAUCAGUUCCCUCCCGAUCAGAUCUCUCGCUACAAUGCCCUCCGAGUUGCGGACCCCCAGAAUUUGCUAGAAGAAAAAGAAGCACUAGAAGAAAAAUUAGCACUGUGUGAGUAUGAGCUUCGUUUGGCCCAAGAGGACAUUCUGAAAGUGAAGGAUGACUUGCAAAGGAAAAAUGAGUUAACAGAAGAUGAAUCUCCUGGGCCCAAAGCUGAUGUGUCUGCAAAUAAUGGGCCAGAUUCUCAACAAGGAAAGAAGGAAACUUCAUUUUCUGAUUUGGGCCAUUUGAAAGACAAUGAACGUCAAAAUCUCAACUGUGCUGUGAAGGAGUAUUUGCUUUUAGCAGGAUACCGCCUUACUGUGAUGACAUUUUAUGAAGAGGUUACCAACCAGAAUCUAGAUGUCUGGGAGAACUCAUCUGCAUGUGUACCAGAUGCCUUGCGUCAUUACUAUUACCAGUACUUCUCAUCCACUGCAGAGGCUGCUGAGGAAAAAGUUGCAAUGGUUCGAGAGAAGGAGUCUUUUCUAAAAGAAAAUGAGAAGCUCAAAAACAAAAAUGCGUCUUUGCUUGAAAACAAAGAUUUGACUGAUGGUCAAGUUAUGGCGUUAACAAGAUCCUUGGAAGCUCUACACAAGGAAUUGAAGGAGAAGGAAAUUCUGGUGAAAGAUUUGAAGCAGUUUUUGGACCACCAAAGAAAAGAACUCAAUGACUGCAGAGCUGAAAUCACUUCAUUGAAAAUGCACAUUGAAGGUUGUCGAUCUGGAUGGAAUUUGGCAGCUGGUGACAUUGAACACAUGCAAUCACAAACGUUAGAAAGCUACAGAGAAGAAAUAAAAUUGCUGCAUAAGGAAAUAGAAACUUUAAAGAGUACGAAAUUUGUUGCUACAGAAUCUGUAGAAUCUAAUAAUCAUGAUACAGAGUUUACGGAGACAAAAGACAAAGUUGUUGUUUUCCAUGAAAAUAAUGCUGUAUCAUCUCCAGUUGAAAUAACAUCUGGAGUUCUAGAAACUGUGGGUGCUCAAUCACUGGCAAAUCAAACAUCUGAUGACACCAGUGAUAAACCUGAGACAGUACCAGGAGAGACAUUAUUAAGUUCUUCAAAUGAUAAUAAUGGUGCUAUUGAGAGUGCUGAGCAUGUCCCCAAAAAUGAUGGUGAACCGCUACUAGAAGAUAAUGGGCUACUUCUAAAAUCAGACAGUCGAGGUAGUGAACCAGGCCCUGAAAAGAUGGGUUUGGAAACCAUUCAGAUCCUCUCGGAUGCAUUGCCUAAAAUUGUUCCAUAUGUUCUAAUCAACCACCGUGAGGAGCUUCUUCCUCUGAUAAUGUGUGCUAUCGAGCGCCAUCCAGAGAGCAGCACACGAGAUUCCUUGACCCACACAUUGUUUAACUUAAUUAAACGUCCAGAUGGACAACAGAGACGAAUUAUAAUGGACGCCUGUGUUACACUUGCUAAGAGUGUAGGAGAAAUGAGAACAGAGACAGAAUUGCUUCCCCAGUGCUGGGAACAAAUUAAUCACAUGUAUGAGGAGCGCAGGCUUCUUGUUGCUCAAUCAUGUGGAGAGCUUGCAGAAUUUGUCCGGCCUGAGAUUCGUGAUUCUCUCAUCUUGUCUAUCAUGCAACAACUGAUAGAGGAUUCUGCAAUUGUUGUCCGUGAAGCUGCUGCUCACAAUCUGGCCUUGCUGCUUCCACUCUUCCCAAGCGUGGAUAAAUAUUUCAAGGUUGAAGAGAUGAUGUUUCAGUUGGUAUGUGAUCCAUCUGGCGUGGUUGUAGAGACAAUAAUCAAAGAAUUGGUUCCUGCUUUAAUAAAUUGGGGAAACAAAUUGGACCAUAUUUUACAAGUUUUAAUCUCUCACAUCUUAAGCUCUGCUGAGCGUUGUCCACCUCUUUCGGGGGUCGAAGGUUCUGUUGAAUCACAUCUCCGUGUUCUAGGAGAAAGAGAGCGCUGGAAUGUUGAUGUCUUAUUACAGUUGCUGGCAGAAACGCUUCCAUUUGUGCAUGAGAAAGCGAUUGAGACAUGUCCAUUUCCAAACAUUUCAGAAAAUUCAGGAACACUGUUUUCUACCUCCUGUCUUGAACAGUAUAUAGGGGGGCGUGUGGAAUGGCCUGCAUUUGAAUGGCUGCACAUUGACUGCUUUCCUGAUUUGAUUCAACUAGCCUCUCUGUUACCUCAGAAGGAAGAUAAUUUAAGACGUCGAAUCACAAAGUUUUUGUUGGCUGUAUCUGAACAUUUGGGGGAUGAUUAUCUGACAAACAUUAUGCUGCAAGUAUUCUUGGUAGCCGUUGGUGAUAAUGCUGAUUUAAAAUUUUUCCCAUCUACCAUCCAGUCAAGAAUCAGAGGAUUGAGACCAAAAACUUCUGUAACUGAGAGACUGGCUACUAUGUGUGUUCUACCACUUCUCUUGGCGGGCGUGUUAGGAUCUCCUAGCAAGAACGAAGAGUUGACAGAAUACUUGAGAAAUUUGUUAGUUCAAAGUGCAGUGGACGAGGGUCAGCCAACUAGGCGCCAUGCUGAGAUCGUUAACUCUGUCCGCUUCCUCUGUACAUUUGAAGAACAUCAUAAUAUGAUUUUUAAUGUCUUGUGGGAUAUGGUUGCAAGCUCCAACAUAAAUAUGCAAAUCAGUGCUGCCAAUCUGUUGAAAGUUAGUGUACCAAAUAUUGAUGCUAAAGUGGCCUCAACUCAUGUGUUGCCUGCUCUUGUUACUCUCGGCUCUGACCAAAACUUGAAUGUAAAGUAUGCAAGCAUUGACGCAUUUGGAGCUGUGGCACAGCAUUUUAAAAAUGAUGUGAUCAUUGAUAAAAUACGUGUUCAAAUGGAUGCUUUUCUUGAAGAUGGCUCACAUGAAGCUACAAUGGCUGUGGUCCAUGCAUUGGUGGUGGCUGUACCACAUACAACAGACAGACUUAGAGAUUAUCUAUUGUCAAAGAUUUUCCAACUCACAUGCACAUCCCUUCCUUCAAGUGAUGUGAUGCGUCGUCGUGAGAGAGCUAAUGCAUUUUGUGAAUCAAUCCGUGCUCUAGAUGCAACAGGUUUACCGGCAACUAGUGUUAAGGAUUUGCUUCUGCCAGCAAUACAGAAUUUGUUGAAAGACCAUGAUGCGCUUGAUCCAGCACAUAAAGAAGCACUUGAAAUCAUAAUGAGGGAAAGAUCAGGUGGAACUUUUGAGAGUUUUAGUAAGGUGAUGGGUUCUCAUAUUGGAAUUGCAUCAUCUGUGACCAGUUUCUUUGAAGGUGGGCUACUGGGCAAGAAGGAAACUGGAGACCCACCACCACCACCAUCACCUGAGCCAGUUGAGCCCCCAAAGCCUGUUGUGCAAUCCCCGGCUGAGGACACUACAUUUAGGCGAAUCAUGAGGGCUAGUUUCACAGACAUGCUCAGAGGAAGAACGAAGAGCAGCGAAGAACCUUCUCUGGGUCACUGAAUUUUAAACUUCUACCUCUCUUUCAAAAAUUCAUCUGGUGUAGUGGAAGCUUAUUUAUUUAUUGUUUAUAUUCUUCUAUUCCAUGUUAAGAACUUUUUCCCAUAUUCAAGAGGUUGAAAAUUUUGUAUUUGAUUGAUGAGAGUAAUAAAUUUUUUUUCUCGGCUUUCAUGGACUCUAGACAAGGAAAAGAAUGAUCAUCUUACUUCUGAAUCUUUUUUGGUUGUGUUACUCACAAAACCAAAUUAAUUUGUCCAACAUUUUGUAGCAGGUGGGGUUAUGUUGAUCGUAUGCUUUCUGGGAAUGCUGGAUUUCACGAAUGGACUUCUUCAGCUGGCACCUGAUAUUGCUGUUUAAACGACUUUCUUUGUUUCUGCGUCAUUGAAUCUGGUAGCAGCUAGGCUGGCUUCAUGGGAAAGAAAAAGCUUGAAACCCACAUGGUUGCUGAUGGAAAGAAACCCUGCCUUCUCUGAUGUUGUUCUUGCGCGAAAAGGAUAAGCAAAACAGAGAAAGCAACAAAAACAACAGCAGCAAAGACACUGUCCAAUGCCCAGAAAUCAUCGACCUUGAUGCAAUCGAAGAACUAAAUCGCGUGGCAAGCAACAAGAACAACAACAGCAGAAAAGAAACUAUCCAAUACCCAGAAAUCAUCGAUCUUGAAGAGUCUGAUGAUGCAUUGAAAGAUUGCACGUCUUCUAGGGUUUCUGACUCUGGCACUACGGUUCUGGGUAUUGAUAACGAUCAAUGUGGUGAAAAACCGGUUCCAUUCGACUUAGGUUGUCGUUUUACAGUGAAUGGCUUUCUAGGGUUGAAUGGUGAGUUAUCUUUUGUUUCUGUUUUCGACCACGAUUUGGUGGUGAUGGAGGAGGGAGCUAGCGCUUAUCUUACAGGCAAAAGUGCUGCCAUUAGAGAUGUGAAUUAUUCGACUGAUGUUAUGAAGCUGUCGUCGGAAGAUGAUAUGAUGAAUGAGUUUUGGAAGGAAAACCUCUUUGAUUUUUUUGAAGACGCAUGUUAGGCUAGUUACUCUGGUCUGUUUUUCUUUGAAAGUUGAUAAUUGUAAUUUACAAUCCAACUUGAAUAUUUUCGUAUCAUAUUUUUAUGACUUAUUCUUUAUACUA
This is a messenger RNA of Camellia sinensis, 4996 nucleotides long. The record is from RefSeq and is a predicted model, not a curated record. Lineage: Eukaryota; Viridiplantae; Streptophyta; Magnoliopsida; Ericales; Theaceae.